AUGAAUCAAAAAUCUUUAGCACAACAAUUAAAAUGUGCACGUGAACGUGAACAGCGUAAAAAUGAACCUAGCAGAAGAGCAAUUGCUCAACAAGAAAGCAGAAAUUAUAAGCGAGAAAUACAAGUGCAAGAAAAUGAAUUUGAUAGAAAAGCUAACACAUAUCAACAAAGUAGUACUAAUGAGUUAGAAAUGCAAAUACUUCAAAAUGAGCCAAAUAAAAGAUCUAUUGCACAACAAAAUAGAAGAAAUCGUGAAAGAGCAGAGAAUUCAGUAAACCAAAGAGCUAUCUCUCAACAAGAAAGAAGAAAACAUGAAAAAGAAGUUGAUACAGUAAAUCGAAGAAGUUUUUCUCAACAAGUUAGAAGAAACCAUGAAAGAACUACAAAUACAGUAAAUAAAAAAUCAAUUUCACAACAAAAAAGAAGACAAUGUGAAAGAGAAGCUAACGAACAAGCUCAAAGUGAAAAUGAGCAAGCAAAAAGAGCAUGUACUAUAUCUCUUGAUGAACUAUUAACACAACUUUAA
Dentiscutata erythropus is the source of this 525-nucleotide messenger RNA. NCBI's taxonomy places the organism in Eukaryota, Fungi, Glomeromycota, Glomeromycetes, Diversisporales, Gigasporaceae. The record is from the annotation of a GenBank genome assembly.